UGUAGGUGAAACUCUUGCUUCCUCCUCUCUUCUUCCUCCAAAAUUCAGUGUUACUCCUUGACAUUAUCGCUAAGACACUGAAAAUUUCUCACCAACCCAUUUCCCGUAAGACUUCUGUUGACCUAAUUCGCCAAAUUUCUUUGUUACAUUGUCGAUUUCUCUGACCAAAAACCAGAAAAAUCUCGCGACUUUCAAUGGCUCUGCAAUGCUUUAGCAUCUGGGUUUGUCCCCAAACACCUCAUUCUCAAAUGGGUCAUUCUCAUUUCAGCCCGAAACGUUGCCGCUUCGACCUCAGGUGUGAAUGCUCUGACCAGAGAGCCGUCACUGCUGUUGAAGACGACAAGCCGCACGGCCAUGAACUCGGGAAGUCCUCUGCAGGUGGAAUCGUUCCGAUUCAGAAAACCGAGUCUUUGACCUUUCACAAGGACUUGAGCAUGCUUCCCAAGCCCUUAACAGCGGCUAGUCUUCAGUUUUCUUCUGAGGAUGCAUCAAAAGUCCGAAUUGCUUAUCAAGGAAUACCGGGCGUGUAUAGUGAGACAGCAGCACUAAAGGCCUAUCCAAAUUGUGAAACUGUGCCAUGUGAACAGUUUGAAACUGCAUUCCAGGCAGUUGAACUAUGGUUGGUGGAUAAAGCGGUGCUUCCAAUUGAGAAUUCAGUCGGUGGUAGUAUCCAUCGUAAUUACGAUUUGCUUCUCCGUCAUAGACUGCACAUUGUCCAGGAAGUCCAGUUGCCCGUUAACCAUUGCCUCUUGGCUUUGCCCGGUGUGAAGAAGGAGGAGCUUAAAUGUGUUCUAAGCCACCCUCAGGCGCUUUCUCAAUGCGAGAAUGCACUUAGCAAUUUAGGCGUACACAGAAUUACUGCACUAGACACUGCCACUGCUGCUCAGACGGUAUCUUCAAGUGGCGAGAGAGACACAGGCGCGAUUGCUAGCGUAAGAGCUGCACAAAUAUAUGGUCUCAGUAUCCUUUCUGAGAACAUGCAGGAUGAUGCUAACAACGUGACCCGUUUCCUGAUACUCGCGAGAGAACCUAUAAUCCCAGGAACGGAUCGGCCCUUUAAGACGAGUAUCGUAUUCUCUUUAGAAGAAGGUCCUGGCGAGCUUUUCAAGGCCUUGGCUGUGUUUGCUUUAAGAGACAUUAACUUAUCCAAGAUAGAGAGCCGUCCACAAAGACGGCGCCCGUUAAGAGUAGUUGAUAGCUCUAACAAUGGAAGCGCUAAGUACUUUGAUUACCUGUUCUACAUUGAUUUCGAAGCUUCAAUGGCUGAAUCCCGUGCCCAACAAGCUCUCGGCCAUUUACAGGAGCUUGUAAGAUUCAUCCGUGUGCUCGGGUGCUAUCCGAUGGAUACAACCAUAUAAAACCAGAAAUUUCUGAACCGAUUGAUCUCAAAUAAAGUUCAUGUCUAUACCGGCUAUACCGUGUGAAUAUCACCAAGCAGAAGACCCUAGAUUUCAUCUUGCAUUUGGUGUAACUCAAAAGAAUUUGCCCGGCUAGCUUCGUACCCAUAGCGUGCUGAAGGUCUUUACAGUGUGCUUUACCAUUUUCUUUUCUCAAAAAGGACAGUCCAACUGUUUUUCAUUUUCAUUUGUUAAGAGCUUUAUAUAUUUUAUGAACUUCAUUCCCAAAAAAAGGAGCUUUUUACAUUUUGAUAUAUAACAAGACUGGUUAUAGGACCAGAAGCUGGUAAGAGUUGUAUUCUGAAACCAAUACCGAAACAGAGAUGCAAUAUAUCAGUUUGAUUGGGUAAA
Tarenaya hassleriana is the source of this 1748-nucleotide messenger RNA. RefSeq names its product arogenate dehydratase/prephenate dehydratase 1, chloroplastic. The transcript is spliced from 11 exons. Bases 195 to 1358 code for a protein of 387 amino acids. Gene Ontology annotation, biological process: L-phenylalanine biosynthetic process. Gene Ontology annotation, molecular function: arogenate dehydratase activity; prephenate dehydratase activity. Gene Ontology annotation, cellular component: chloroplast; cytoplasm. Lineage: Eukaryota; Viridiplantae; Streptophyta; Magnoliopsida; Brassicales; Cleomaceae. The record is from RefSeq and is a predicted model, not a curated record.